Molecule: messenger RNA, 2438 nt
Organism: Neopelma chrysocephalum (saffron-crested tyrant-manakin)
Lineage: Eukaryota; Metazoa; Chordata; Aves; Passeriformes; Pipridae
Gene: STRIP2
Product: striatin interacting protein 2
Exons: 21
Coding region: 274-2430 (718 amino acids)
Biological process (GO): cytoskeleton organization
Cellular component (GO): cytosol
Source: RefSeq, a predicted model, not a curated record
CCCCAGCCCCAGCCCCCCGUGCAGACACAGCCCAAGGGCCGCGACCUCUUCAGGACCCAGCGCAAGGAGUCCGAGGGCUCCGUGGACUGUCCCAACCUGGAGUUCGAGUACGGGGAUGCCGACGGGCACGGCGCCGAGCUGGCAGAGCUCUACAGCUACACCGAGGAGCCCGAGCUGAGCCACAACAGGAGGUGCUUCGAGGAGGAUUUCCACGCUCAAGUGCCGGGCAGGAGGUGGCCGGAGCUGGACGGGGCCCAGCAGAAAGCCUUUGUCAUGCGCCUGCUGGACGGGCUGGAGGUGGUCAACAGGGACAGGAGGCUCCAGGUGGCCCGGGCCAUCCUCUACCUGGCACAGGGUGUGUUUGGGGACUGCGAUAACGAGGGCGAUGUCCUGCGCUGGUCUCGGCACAACAGCUUCCUCCUGUACCGCCUGGGCACCUUCUCCGCCUUCCUGGAGCUGCUCAACAUGGAGAUCGAGAACAGCCAGGCCUGCAGCAGCGCCCUGCGGAAGCCGGCCAUCUCCCUGGCCGACAGCACGGAGCUCAGGGUCCUGCUCAGUGUCAUGUACCUGAUGGUGGAGAACAUCCGUGUGGAGCAGGAGGCGGAUCCGCCCGAGUGGAAAACCUGCCGGGAGACCUUCAGGAUGGAGCUGAGUUUCCCUGUGCACACGGAGGAGCCGUUUGCUCUCCUGCUCUUCACGAUGGUGACCAAGUUCUGCAGCGGCCACGCUCCACACUUCCCCAUGAAGAAGGUCCUGCUCCUGCUCUGGAAGGUGCUCCUGUUCACGCUGGGCGGGUUCGAGGCCCUGCAGGCCAUGAAGGUGCGGCGGCGGGAGGAGCUGGGGCUGCCUCCCCUGCCCGAGGACAGCAUCCAGGUGGUCCGGAGCAUGAGGGCGGCCUCUCCUCCCACCUACUCCAUCGAGCUCGUGGAGCAGCAGCAGCAGCAGCAGCAGCAGAAGCGGGGCCACCGCAGCCGCAGGCCCCUGGUGAAGCAGGACAGCUUGGACAUCUACAACGAGAGGGACCCCUUCAAGAACGACGAGGCAGGAGUGGAGGAGGAGGAGAACGACGACGUGGACAGCGGGAUCGAGGGGGAGCUGGACCUGAUGGAGCGGGACACCAUCGUCCCCCCCCUGCCCCCGCAGCGCCUGCCCAUCGACAGGGUGUCCUUCCCCAAGGGGCUGCCCUGGGCCCCCAAAGUCAGACAGAAGGACAUUGAGCAUUUCCUGGAGGCAAGCAGGAACAAAUUCAUCGGAUUCACGCUGGGACAGGACACCGAGACCCUGAUCGGGCUCCCACGGCCCAUCCAUGAAAGUGUGAAGACCCUGAAGCAGCACAAGUACGUCUCCAUCUCAGAUGUCCAGAUCAAGAAUGAGGAGGAGCUGGAGAAGUGCCCCAUGUCCCUGGGGGAAGAAGAAGUCCAAGAAACCCCCUGUGAGGUCCUGUAUCGAGCCAUGUUGUACAACCUCCCCCAGUACAUGAUAGCCCUGCUGAAGAUCCUCCUGGCUGCUGCCCCCACCUCCAAAGCCAAGACUGACUCCAUCAACAUCCUGGCGGACGUGCUGCCUGAGAUGCCUGUCACCGUCCUGCAGAGCAUGAAGCUGGGCAUCGACGUGAACCGGCACAAGGAGAUCAUCGUCAAGAGCAUCUCGGCCUCGCUGCUGCUGCUCCUCAAGCACUUCAAGCUCAACCACAUCUACCAGUUCGAGUACGUGUCCCAGCACCUGGUGUUUGCCAACUGCAUCCCUCUGAUCCUGAAGUUCUUCAACCAGAACAUCAUGUCCUACAUCACUGCCAAGAACGGCGUCUCCGUCCUGGAUUAUCCUCACUGCACGGUCCAUGACUUGCCCGAGCUCACGGCAGAGAGCCUGGAAGCUGGAGACAACAACCAGUUCUGCUGGAGGAACCUGUUCUCCUGCAUCAACCUGCUGAGGAUCCUCAACAAACUGACCAAGUGGAAACACUCGAGGACAAUGAUGCUGGUGGUGUUCAAGUCGGCGCCGAUCCUGAAGCGGGCGCUGAAGGUGAAGCAGGCCAUGCUGCAGCUCUACGUGCUCAAGCUGCUGAAGAUCCAGACCAAGUACCUGGGGCGCCAGUGGAGGAAGAGCAACAUGAAGACCAUGUCGGCCAUCUACCAGAAGGUUCGGCACCGCAUGAACGACGACUGGGCCUACGGCAACGACAUCGACGCCAGGCCGUGGGACUUCCAGGCCGAGGAGUGCACCCUGCGGGCCAACAUCGAGGCCUUCAACGGGCGCCGCUACGAGCGGGCGCGGCCGCCCGAGUUCUGCCCGGUGGACAACUGCCUGCAGAGCGUGCUGGGCCAGCACCUCGACCUGCCCCGGGACUUCCACUACUCCUACGAGCUCUGGCUGGAGCGGGAGGUGUUUUCCCAGCCCAUUCGCUGGGAGGAGCUGCUGCACUGCCAGUGAUGUGGGCC